AUCGAAAGUGGCGCCCCGCGUGGAAAGUUCGUGGUCGACUGGAACUUCUGGUCGUUGCGACAACUCCUUUCCCAACAUCGACAUCAACAGUACAGCACAACUACCAAAAUGCAACGCCGUCUAGAGUCAACAGGUCGUCGUGCCCACAUUCCUUAUCCCAGUCGUAGGAUUGUGCCAUCGAGGGUCUGGCGCGGCAUCUCGGCACAUCGUCAUUGUCAUUGAGUCAACCAGCGUGGAUAUCGAAUUGAAGGAUGACCUCCACUGUACGCAUCGCGCAGGCUAUAUAGGUCGCGAAUAGCAGGGUGGGGAGGAUGGCAUACAUACGUAUCAACGUCGACCAUCUCAACUCCUUACUUUUGACCGCUUACCAUGCCUGAACAGAAAUCUGAAUUGAACAUCGUCAUGGGCGCCAUGACCUUUGGCGAAGAGGGCAAGGAGCAGGCUCGUGUACAUGACCUUAAAGACGUUGAGGCCAUCCUCGACGUCUUCCAAGCCCAUGGGCAUACGGAGAUCGACACCGCCCGUGGUUAUUGUGGUGGCACGAGCGAGGAGUAUCUCGGCAAGAUCGGAUGGCAGCAGAGAGGCCUGGUGAUGAUGACCAAGCUGUACCCCACCGGUGCGCGUAACAGGUUGGGCUCCGCAGACGCAAUCACGCACAGCGCCGAAGGCGUACGCAAAGGACUGGAAGCAUCUCUCAAGGCCUUGCAGGCGGAUAAGAUCGAUACGUUUUAUUUGCACGGGCCCGAUAGGGGAGUACCGUACGAGGAGACCUUGAAGGCCGUGAACGACCUGCACAAGGAAGGCAAGUUCAAGCGGUUCGGCAUCUCCAAUUACAUGUCAUGGGAAGUAGCGGAGAUGGUCCUCAUUUGCCGCGCAAACGGAUGGAUCCAGCCCACCCUCUACCAAGGGAUCUACAAUGCCAUCCACCGUGCUGUCGAGCCCGAGCUCUUCCCCUGUAUGCGCAAGUUUGGAAUCAGCUUCUACGAGUUCAACCCGCUCGGCGGCGGGUUCUUCACUGGCACGUAUUCCUCCAAAGACCAGUUUGUCGAAGCAGGUUCGCGCUUCGACCCCACAAAAAAUCAGGGUCAGUCCUACCGCAAGCGCUACUGGAACGACACCUAUUUCCAAGCACUCGAACUCGUUAAGGCCGUUGCUGACAAGCACCAGCUGACGAUGGCGGAGGUCGCGCUCAGGUGGGUGUCGCAUCAUAGUCUUAUGAAGAGGGAGUUCGGGGACAGUAUCUUAAUCGGAGCAUCGAGCUUGAAGCAUAUCGAGCAGAACCUCAUCGACCUCGAAAAAGGUCCCCUUCCGGAAGAGGUCUGCAAAGUGCUAGAUGAGGUCUGGGACCUCGUUAAGGCCGUCGCAGCGCCUUACUACCACUAGGAGCGACCUCGGGAACGGAUUAAGACUGCAUCAUGUACUGUAGGACAAAAGUGACCCUGUUUGUGUAGUAGGUAGGGAAGGUUUAAAAGAAAUGCUCAAGAUUGUGACUUUAUUGGGCUGUUUCAACUAUGAUCAUGCUAAGCUUGCUGACAAACGGUGGGGAUUCGGCUAUUACGUGAGUUGGCGAUCGAAUCUGGGGGAUAGUUGGAAAAUCUUCAGUUCGAUUGGCAGGUCAGAUAGUCGAAAUCGAAACCAAUGGGCGGAAGCGAAUCCGUACAGAUGGCGUACAAGCAUCUAGUGGCAUCAUUGUUGACGUAUUUUCGGAAUAGGAUAUCCCUGAUUGCAAUCAAUAUCAUCUCUCACCGGAUGAGAUAGCAAGACUCGCCCGGCUUGAUCCACAGCGACAUCACUCCUCCAAAGAAGUUGAAAGUUGAUGUAAAAUCACCGACGCUAAGUUCAAGUGUGGUGUAUGCUGCCGCCCAGCACUCAAUCCCGUAGCAUAUACCAUGCUCUCAACGUUUGCUCCUCCUGAUGUGAAUGUUGAACAUGCGGGAUCUGAGGGAUCACCUGCGAUCGAUACGGAUUGCUGAUCAACCGCGAAGGUGUACGAGUGCGUGAAUCAGAGGUAGAUCCCUGAUGCGAUAAACUGGAUCUGUGCGAUCGGCCUUUCAAACAGCGUGGUCCUGUAUGGUACUCCGGUACCCCAUGAAGUUGUCGAAUUCCACGCCUUGCUCCCAGUGUACGAUGCGUUCCAUCCUUGCUGUGGUGGGCCAUCACGUUGAGGGUAGUAUGAGGAGACGGCCGAGGACGAGGUGGUUAGAUUGUAUUGAGGCACAGCAGUUGCGUUAUACUGGUCAUGGUUUUGCGUUGAAUCAGGUGUCAACCAGAGAAUCUGCCGAAUCGGAUGAUCGGAAUCAGGUAUCACUUGAUUGCAGGGAGCUUGUAUAGAAUAGCAUCGUCGUCCUUGUGGACCGCCAACCGCGGUGAUUGUUGUCUUUCGUGCUCCGCUUGAGUGGCGGAGAUGGGGCAGAAGUAAAAUAAUCGGAUAAUUAGCUGCGGAUUGAUGGCCAUGCGGGGAUGCGAUGCCACCCUUGUCGUUGGACGUGAACGAUAUCCGUUGGAAAUGAGGGAUAC
Messenger RNA from Dacryopinax primogenitus, 2517 nucleotides. Its product is annotated as Aldo/keto reductase. Gene Ontology annotation, molecular function: oxidoreductase activity. The record is from RefSeq and is a predicted model, not a curated record. The transcript is spliced from 12 exons. The coding region runs from base 370 to 1383 and encodes 337 amino acids. NCBI's taxonomy places the organism in Eukaryota, Fungi, Basidiomycota, Dacrymycetes, Dacrymycetales, Dacrymycetaceae.